This is a messenger RNA of Leptosomus discolor (cuckoo roller), 1181 nucleotides long. NCBI's taxonomy places the organism in Eukaryota, Metazoa, Chordata, Aves, Leptosomiformes, Leptosomidae. The record is from RefSeq and is a predicted model, not a curated record.
GGAAUAAAUCACAAGAUAGUGGGAUUGCAGAGAUGGAGGAACUUCCAGUCCCACACAACAUCAAAAUAAGUAACAUCACAUGUGAUUCCUUCAAGAUUUCUUGGGACAUGGAUUCUAAAUCCAAGGAUCGCAUUACUCAUUACUUCAUCGAUCUCAACAAGAAAGAAAACAAGAAUUCCAACAAAUUUAAACACAAGGAUGUACCCACUAAACUGGUGGCCAAAGCUGUUCCUUUGCCUAUGACAGUCCGUGGGCACUGGUUCUUGAGCCCAAGAACAGAAUACACAGUAGCAGUGCAGACAGCAUCAAAGCAAGUUGAUGGCGAUUAUGUUGUUUCUGAGUGGAGCGAAAUCAUCGAGUUUUGCACAGCAGAUUAUUCAAAAGUUCACCUGACACAGCUAUUGGAAAAAGCUGAAGUAAUUGCAGGCCGUAUGCUUAAACUGUCUGUUUUUUAUCGGAAUCAGCACAAAGAAUACUUUGAUUAUAUCAGAGAGCAUCAUGGGAAUGCUAUGCAGCCCUCUGUUAAGGAUAACAGUGGCAGCCAUGGCUCGCCGAUUAGUGGGAAGCUGGAAGGCAUCUUCUUUAGCUGCAACACUGAGUUUAACACUGGGAAGCCUCCACAAGAUUCACCUUAUGGAAGAUACAGGUUUGAGAUUGCAGCUGAAAAACUCUUCAACCCAAACACUAACUUGUACUUUGGAGACUUCUACUGCAUGUACACAGCCUACCACUACGUCAUUCUCGUUAUCGCCCCUGUUGGAUCACCAGGAGAUGAAUUCUGUAAGCAGCGCCUUCCUCAACUAAAUAUAAAAGAUAAUAAAUUUCUGACCUGUGAUGAAGAAGACGGUGUCAUGGUUUACCAUCAUGCCCAGGAUGUUAUUUUGGAAGUAAUUUACACCGAUCCUGUGGAUCUCUCCCUUGGCACAGUUGCAGAAAUUACUGGUCACCAACUAAUGAGCUUGUCUACUGCAAACGCAAAGAAAGAUCCAAGCUGCAAGACCUGCAAUAUCAGUGUUGGACGUUGAGACUUCCCUCGUUAACGUAGGAGCCUUCAAACCUCUGUUGCCCAUUUCCAUAGUCAGACAUUUUUGUCAGAAGCAUGCACAUGCCGCUGUCACCAAAAGCAAAAACGAGUCUUCAAAAUCUCCAAUAGCGUUUUUAGUAUUUCUUCUCUCCCUCUU